GAAACUAGCAAAUAGUUGUAAUUUUGGGUCGUUCUUGGAUCAGGCAUUACGAGAUAAAUUGGUCUGUGGGAUAAGCAGUGAACAAACGCAGCGGCGGUUGUUAUGUGAAAAGGAUCUUACGUUUUCAAAGGCGUGUCAGAUGGCGAUUGCAAUAGAGUCGGCAGAGAACCAGGCAAAAGCGCUAAAAGGUGGUUUGGUAGAGAAAGUUACGGAUCAUGUGUCGGAGUCCAGUCGUAGAAGUGUGUCAAGUCAGUGGCGUCCCAAAGGUCGUGGUCAGCCCAGUAUGUCAAGCACAAGUCAGCCCCGGCAGUCCGGUCGAGGGAAGUGUCGUCAUUGUGGAAGGUUCCAUGAUGAAUCCAGAUGUCGUGCGAGGGAUUGGAAAUGUUUCACAUGCAAUAGGCAAGGUCAUACGUCAGUCGUCUGUUGGAAAAAAAAUGGUGUCAAGUGCGUCAACGAAGAGGAGCAAGAGACGUCUACAGAAGAAGAUGAAAUAAAUAAGAUAAGUACACUUGUAUGCAAUAAUGUAAAGUCAGUCAACAGUUCUGUUUUGUUAAAAGAAAUGUUAGUUAAUGAUAAGCCAGUAUUAAUGGAAGUUGAUACCGGAGCGUCAGUUACAGUCAUGUCAAGUGAAAAAUUUAAUAAACUUUUCCCUUUGUUAACUUUAGCUUAGCAUAAGGCGAAGCUUAGGGGUGUAUCAGGACAAGAAUUGAAUGUAUUAGGUCAAGUAAUUGUGGAUGUAAAAUUAAGCAGUCAAGAUAAAAAUGUAUUUAGAUUACCGUUAAUCAUCAUUGAUAAUGAAUGUAGGUAUACACUGUUAGGAAGAUCCUGGUUGGAUAUUUUGUAUCCUGAUUGGAAAAAUUGUAUUGCUAAUAUUAACCCUAAUGUGUCAGAAUUGUAUGUCGAGAGAUUUAAGAAAGAUUUUAAUACUGUGUUUGAUGUUGACAGGUUAUCCUUCAUAAAGGAUGUACGAGUAAAGCUAGUGCUAAAGGAGAACGCAGUUCCCAUUUUCCAUGCCCCUUACCGAAUUCCCUACUCAAUUAAGGAAGCUGUGGAGAUGGAAUUGAAGGAGAUGUUGGAAUCUGGAGUUUUGGAGAAAACCAAGUAUUCUGAAUGGGCGAGUCCAAUUGUGGUAGUCCCGAGGAAAUCGAGUAAGAAAAUAAGAAUUUGUGUCGACUUUAAAGUAACCUUAAAUCCUAAUUUAAAAACGGAGCAUUAUCCUUUACCAUUAUGUGAGGAUAUUUUUAAUACAGUAUCCAAAGGCAAAUACUUUACUACAUUAGAUUUGUCGAAUGCAUACCUGCAGCUGCAAGUCAGUCCGGAAAGUAGAGAAUUGCUUACUAUAAAUACCCAUUUGGGUUUAUUUCGAUUUACCAGAUUACCGUUUGGAAUUACGUCUGCACCAGCUAUUUUUCAGUCAGUAAUGGACAAUAUUUUAAAAGAUAUUCCAUCAUGCGCGUGCUACAUUGAUGAUAUCAUCAUAUCGGGUCAAACAAUUGAUGAAUGCAGGGACAAUGUCAGGAAAGUACUUGAAAAAUUGCAGUUACAUAAUGUCAAGGUUAAUUUGAGUAAAUGUCAUUUCUUUCAAGAAAGCAUUGAGUGUCUUGGUCAUGUAAUCGAUGGAAACGGUAUACGUCCGAUGAAGGCAAAAAUUGAUGAAAUUUGUUCGAAAAAACCACCUACGGAUUUAACUCAACUGAAAUCAUUUCUUGGAUUACUCAAUUAUUAUAAUAAAUUUUUACCUAUGGCCUCAAGCGAACUAAAAUUAUUGUAUGACUUAGAAAGGAAAAAUAUUCCCUUUGUUUGGACUAACGAACACCAACGAGUGUUUGAAAAAUGUAAAAAUAUGAUUGUAAAUAGUAACUUUUUAGUGCAUUAUGAUGUCAAGAAACCCAUAGUAAUUGCAGUGGAUGCUUCACAGUAUGGAGUAGGAGCUGUAAUGUCUCACCUAAGUGAUGGCGUCGAGCAUCCAAUAAUGUUUGCAUCUAGUACCUUAAGUAAUAGCGAGAAAAAUUAUGCACAAAUCCAAAAAGAAGCCUUGGCGAUAAUGUUUGCUGUUAGGAAAUUCCAUAAGUAUAUUUAUGGACGGAAAUUCACGCUAAUUACCGAUCACCUACCACUAAGAACAAUAUUAAAUGUCAAGACGGGUAUUCCAACGUUGGCCGCGUCAAGAUUACAAAGAUGGGCGUUAGAAUUAUCCGCAUAUGACUACGAAAUCAAAUACAAAAAAGAAUAUACCAAAAAAGGAUGGCCAGAUAAAUUACCAGAUUUAGGAUUGAAGGAUUAUUUUUCAAAACGUCAUGAGUUAAAUAUUGAAAAUGAAUGUUUAUUAUGGGGAAAUCGUCUUGUUAUUCCAUUUGAUCUUCGAGAAAAGGUGUUGGAAAUACUUCAUAGCCAACAUAUAGGAAUUGCAAGGAUGAAAAUGCUUGCAAGAAGCGAAGUAUGGUGGCCUAGUAUGGACCUACAUAUUGAAGAACAUGUUAAACGAUGCGAAAUGUGUCAACUACAUCAAAACAAACCCAUUGAUGUACCGUACACACCGUGGUCGAAAACAUCUAAAUCCUGGAAGAGAUUACACAUUGACUUCUUACAAUUUAAGCAAUAUCAUUUCUUAAUUGUUGUGGAUAGUCAUAGUAAAUGGUUAGACAUCUAUUUAAUGAAACAUGGAACGGAUUCUUCAAAAACGAUUGAAAAAUUGCGUCAAAGUUUUUUGCAUUUUGGAAUUCCAGAAGAGAUUGUUUCAGAUAAUGGUCCUCCAUUUUCAGGAGAAGAAUACAAGAAAUUUUGUUCAUCCAAUGGAAUAAACUGUUUGCUAACUCCACCACUACAUGCGUGUUCGAAUGGCUUAGCUGAAAAAAAUGUGCAAACAGUCAAACAAGCGUUACGGAAGUCCUUAUUAAACCCGAACAACAGUACGAAAUCAAUUCAAUUAAUUUUGGACAACUUCAUAUUUAAGCAUAGGAAUACACCAUCAGUAUCAACCGGAAUUAGCCCAGCAUCCAUUAUGUUAAAGCAACAGCCGAGAACAAAAUUGACAAUGUUAAAAACAAAAUUAUCAAGUACACUGAAAGAGAGGGAAGAGAAAGUAAAGAUUUAUGAAGAUAGGAGAAGAACUAAGUUGCGAGAAUUUGUUGAAAAUGAAAAAGUGUUAGCCUAUAUUAUUCAAGGGAGGAAGCCUGUGUGGAUGGAAGGAGUAGUUAUGCAGCGAGUCAGUGCAGUUACAUAUCUAAUUAAAUUAAACGGGAAUAUAAGACUAAUGCACGCUGAUCAUUUGAAGAAAUCGUACAUAUCAGAAAACAUUACGUUGCCUUAUGAAGACUUACCAGACAUCCUAAUACCUACCGCACAAGAGAAGCCAUCAAAACCAUUGAUCGCACAACCAUCUACGUCUGUACAUAAACCCACUGUACAACCUUCGCUACCCUUAUCAGAUCCUGUCCCACUGCGUAGAUCAGCUCGAGAAAUAAAAGCUCCCUCAAAGUUAAAUUUGUAAUGUAGAUGUUUUGUCUUAUUUUUAGAAGGGAGAAAUGCUGUAUAGUAGCGACACCCGGCAACGCCGCAAAGUGAGUGACAACCUCGACAGAGCGGGAAAAUGUAAGGUCGUCGGCCGAUGCAAUAUGACAUGUGUACUUGUAAAUGUUAAUUGUACAUGUAAUGUGUGAUGUAGUUAAUAAAUGGAAUGUUAUAUCGCGA
Molecule: messenger RNA, 3690 nt
Organism: Photinus pyralis (common eastern firefly)
Lineage: Eukaryota; Metazoa; Arthropoda; Insecta; Coleoptera; Lampyridae
Exons: 2
Coding region: 1055-3490 (811 amino acids)
Biological process (GO): DNA integration
Molecular function (GO): nucleic acid binding
Source: RefSeq, a predicted model, not a curated record